This is a messenger RNA of Brettanomyces nanus, 573 nucleotides long. RefSeq lists its product as uncharacterized. The coding region runs from base 1 to 573 and encodes 190 amino acids. The transcript has a single exon. Lineage: Eukaryota; Fungi; Ascomycota; Pichiomycetes; Pichiales; Pichiaceae. The record is from RefSeq and is a predicted model, not a curated record.
AUGCUUCCCUGGAUAUUAUUACUGUUUGCAUUUAGUGUGCUUGCAUUAACAGGGCAUCUCGAAUUACCUGCAAAUGCCAUCAAUGUUCUUGAUCCUGCAAGAGCCUCUAUCAUACUGAUAGACGACUCUACAGAAACACAAAAUGUGUACCAUUUUCUUCGAGACGGAUCUUUCAAUCUUCCUGUCUCUCACAAAGGAACUUACCGUCUUUUUUUCCAGUCAUUAGACUUUAAUUUUAUCAGAGGAAAUGAGUUUUCGUUGCUAGUGAAGAAUUCCACCUACUACGAGCUUCACGAAUUUUACUCCAAAAAUAAGGACUUGGUGCCGGCCGGCCUACAAUUUGCGAUUGACCAGAUCCAUUUCAAAAACUUUGUUGAUGUGGACCCGUCAGAUAGCUUCCUAAACAGUCUACCAUUGGUCCCAUUAAUCAGAAGAUACCCAAUAAUAGGUGGAUUACUAGGUGCAGGUAUACUACUGAUGGUUUCGCCCAUGAUCAUUAGUCAGUUUGACCCUGAAUUCAACACAAAGUUCAUCGAUGCCCAGAAAGAGUUGAGAACGAAGAAAUCGCAAUGA